AUGUGUGCGUGUGUUUUCGUUGAGAACAGUCAGAAGUCAGCUGUUGUAUUGAUCCACCAAAAAGAAUGGUUAAAAGCCGGUGGCAGAGAUGAUCUUUUGGAGAAACCUUAUUUGAAAUCAACACACAGAUUUUGUUCUCGUCAUUUCGCUCCAUCGUGUUUUAAGAAUAAACACUUAUGCCCUGAUGCUGUACCAACUCUGUAUUUACCAGGAUCGAAUAAUGAAGGUAGAUUGGACAAGAUUAAACACCACGACAUAAUGUGCAACAGUUGCAACAACAUAAUUCUCGGCUUCAGAUACAAGUGCGUCACCUGCAUAGAUUAUGACCUAUGUCCCAAGUGUGAAAUGCUGGAGACCCAUCCGCAACACUAUAUGAUAAGAAUACCCAAGCCUUUGAAAUUUGAACAUAUUCAACCAGACUGCAGUGAAACAACAGAUGACUCCUCAUGUGAUAGUAGCGAUGAUGAGCCUAUCACUAAAUAUGUCAAGCAUUAUGACAGUGGUGUGGAUCUGUCUGAUGAUGUGAAGGACACAUUACGUAAGGAAGUAGCAAGAGUUUUGAAAUUAAAAGACAAUGAAGAAAGUAAAACAGCCAGUAAACAGUUAAAAGACAAAAAUUCUACACAAAAAAGGAGUAGAGUUGAAAUUGUUUCAGCAAGACCAAUUAAGAGGCAAAAAUCCAAUACGGACCUCAUUCAUAAAGUGGAGGUACUUGAGCCAAGUGACACUCCAAAGUUACCAGAAGUGGCAUUUGCAGACGUUAAUCAGCUUAGUGACCAGGGUGAUGUUAAGCUUGAGGUCCCAGUGCCCUCAGGGAGUGCAGAUGAAUUCGUCCAACCAUUAAUGCAUGUGAAAUUGAGCGACGAUCUCACCGAGCUCAUGAUAGAGAUGACGCAGAACGGACAGAAGACUGUCUAUAAAUACAUAGAUUAG
This is a messenger RNA of Diatraea saccharalis (sugarcane borer), 933 nucleotides long. The record is from the annotation of a GenBank genome assembly. NCBI's taxonomy places the organism in Eukaryota, Metazoa, Arthropoda, Insecta, Lepidoptera, Crambidae.